ACCUCAGCAACCUUCUUCAUUUUUCAGCCUUUGGAAUUGAUCGGCUUCAACUAUGCCAGAUAGCCUAUAGUUGUCUGUCGAAUUUUGCAUAUUUGAAGGUAGUUGUUUCUAAAAAUCUAGAUAUUCAUCUCCCAAAAGUCGAGCCACUAAAUUGCAAUAAGGGUUGUCGUUUUUUUUUCAUCCAUCGUAUGUCCCAUUAACCAAAGAAGUUUGUAGGUUCUACGAACAUAUUUUAUUGACAGUUUUGGCAUCUGUGGCAUUUGACACAUCUAAAAGUUUUUCUGAUUGUUCCCUCGUAAAGAUUCCAAAUGUCUGCCGAACCAAGACUCUUGGACCUGGAUAUUUUUCCUGUUCAAGAUGUUUCUGACGACAGAUUCGAUGGGAUCAUCAUUGUCGCAGCCCCAAACUUGGUCGCAGAUAACAAAGAAUUCGGUAGAACCCUGAUGUUAGCCAUCGAGCUCGAUAACGGUUUACGUACAGAGGCUGGAGUGAUACCUGUACCCGAUUCCAAAGUUAAGAGAAUUGUUUUUUCGCCAACAGGUUGCGUUGAUGAAGAUUACGACGAUGUUAGAUGUUUCCGAAAGGCUGCCAACAUUGCGAUAAGGCGUGCUAUUAAGGCUGGUGUGCAGAAACCUAUGGUUUACUUACAGGGGCAUCCCCAAUUCAAUAACUCACCCUUAGUGACUCUCCUUGGAAUUUUAGAAGGCCUUUAUGUGCACAUACAAAUUCGAGAAAUGGCUCCACACAAAAACCACAACAUAAAGACCAUCGGGAUCUACACCAAAUUUCAAGAUGAGGUGGAUAGUUUGAUCCAAACAGCAAUAGUUCUGGAGACAGGCAGAAGGGUGGCUUGCGAUAUAGGGGAUUCUGAUCCAGAAAGAAUGUCUCCUCCAAAAGUUGAGGAAUAUGUGACAGCUCUAUUCUCGAAUACCUCGGUGAAAAUGACCGUCAUAAAGGAGGCCAAGGAGUUUGCUAAAGAUUAUCCACUGUUCGAAGCAGUUAACAGAGCAGCCAGUAAGAUUCAACGUCAUCAAGGCAGAAUAAUGUUCUUGGAAUACGUACCCAAAGAAGAAGUUCUGAAAACUCUGUUCCUAGUGGGAAAAGGAGUGACAUAUGACACUGGUGGCGUUGAUGUCAAAAUAAACGGUGGAAUGGCCGGUAUGUCCAGAGACAAAUGCGGUGCGGCUGCAGCUGUUGGUUUCCUGAAGAUGGUGGAACUGCUUCAACCGAAACACAUGAGAGUGGUGGUGGGAAUUGGCGUGGUUAGGAAUAGUGUAGGGUCCAACUCUUACGUGCAAGAUGAACUGAUCAAGGCUAGAUCUGGAGUUAUGGUUAGGAUUGGAAAUACGGAUGCAGAAGGAAGGAUGAUUAUGGCAGACGUUCUUUGUAAGAUCAAAGAGAUGGCGAUUACUGCAGUCAAUCCACAUCUGUACACGAUCGCUACUUUGACUGGUCAUGCGGUUAUAACCGCUGGUUUUGGUUAUAAUAUAGUGAUCGACAAUGGUCCAGCAAAAAAGGAGAAACAUGCACAGAAGCUGCAACUUAUGGGGGAAGAGAUUGGAGAUCCAUACGAAAUAUCUGUUCUCCGUAGGGAAGAUUUCGAUUUUGUCAAAGGGCAAGGGGUCGGGGAUGAUGUCCUUCAGAGUAACAACAAACCGUCUUCAGUCACUCAAAGAGGACAUCAAGCUCCUUUUGCUUUUCUCAUAAUGUCUUCUGGGUUAGAUAAGCACGGAUCCGGUCAUCAAAAACCGCUGAAGUAUAGCCACAUAGAUAUAGCAGCAUCUACAUUGAACUACCCUCAUCCUGGAACUGGAGCACCCGUUUUAUCUUUGGCUAACGCAUACCUUCUAUGUUCAGAGACGUGUUCUGCUAGUUCUGCCACGAAAUGGAAAUAAAAAAAUUAUUAUGGU
This is a messenger RNA of Coccinella septempunctata (seven-spotted ladybird), 1910 nucleotides long. Its product is annotated as putative aminopeptidase W07G4.4. The record is from RefSeq and is a predicted model, not a curated record. Gene Ontology annotation, molecular function: metalloaminopeptidase activity; manganese ion binding. NCBI's taxonomy places the organism in Eukaryota, Metazoa, Arthropoda, Insecta, Coleoptera, Coccinellidae. Gene Ontology annotation, biological process: proteolysis. The transcript is spliced from 7 exons. Gene Ontology annotation, cellular component: cytoplasm. Bases 309 to 1895 code for a protein of 528 amino acids.